CUGCAACAGCGAUGCUAUUCCGAAAAUGGCGGAGGUGUGUGAUAACCGAAAGAGUUUUAUUAAAAAUGUUAAAUGAUUAGAAGGGAAGAAGUUGAGAAAUUUAAAAGUUAGCUAUGAUCGAAGAUUCAGCAGUGGAGGAUGAGCAGUGCCUUCAUAUGGGCAACCUUUAAGCUGGGUGCAUUGUGAUUUCCAAUAAUUGAGACAGUGAAUUUUAAAAAGCUGUCUACAUUAAUGAAAAGAACAAUGUAGUCAGCUUAGCGUAUUCAUCACUUUACUUGACCAGUAAGAGAAUGUGUUUUGAGUUACGACGAAUGUAUUGCUGCAUGCACACAAGUAAGCUAAAAGCUUUUAACAGGCACAGAAAGAUUUAGGUUUGGGUUUGUUUUUAGUUCCCCCCCCCCUCUCCUCAUAGUAGUGUAUUCCUGCAUAUUUAGUUUCAGUUCAACUUUUGAGCAGAUUUUCUAAGUUGUAAACAGAAUGGAAGGUAGCGAGCUUUUACCCCCCCUGCCGUUGGACCCGCCCGAGGGUGAGGGCUCGGAGGGCUUUAUUUGCGCAGCGCCUCCACCACCUCCCCUGCAAACGUCCAGUGAGGCAGAAGAGAUGGACGUUGGCUCUGGUGGUGAUGGACACACACACGGGGACGGGGAGACGGCCGCGGCCGAGGCCUUUCAGCUUCACGUGAGCAGGGCGAACGAGGAGAGCGAGGCCCCUAGCAGCGCUUCGUGCCCCAGAACGGGCCGACACGCGCCCCCCGUCACCAAGUUCCUCCCCGACCUAAAGCUACUGAAGGACGUUAAGAUCAGCGUCAGCUUUACCGAGGCUUGCAGGAGCAAAGACAGGAAGGUGUUAUACACAGGGGUAGGGCAGGAGGGAGAGGGCAGAGCGGAGGGCAUGAACGGUGAGUUGUACGAGGUCCCCGAGCCGGGGGAGGCUGGCCAGGCAGGUGUAGGUGCGGGUAACGCCGAUGAUGCGGUCCCCACCGACGGGGGGGUAAGGAGAACGGGAGAGGAGAGAGAGGGCGACUCGGAGAACAAAGUGGAGUUUGCGGUGCUGGACGAGCUGGAGGAUUUCACUGAGAAUUUUCUGGAGACUGAAGACGGAGACCAGGUUGGGUUCAGGUCUCAGGGGAUAGUGCAGCAAGAGCAAGCGGACGAGGAGGUCCUCAACUACUCUUACGAGGAGGACUUUGACAACGAUGUGGACGCACUGCUGGAGGAGGGCAUGCCGGUGCCCAAGAAGAUGCGAUUGGCCGAGGACAAGUACGGAGGGGACAGUGACCACCAAUCAGAUGGGGAGAUGGGUGUCCAGCCCAUGAUGACCAAAAUUAAAACUGUCCUGAAGAGUCGUGGACGUCCGCCUACUGAGCCACUACCCGAUGGAUGGAUCAUGACAUUCCAUAAUUCCGGCAUUCCAGUUUACCUUCACAGGGAAACCAGAGUAGUGACCUGGUCUCGACCGUACUUCCUGGGAACAGGGAGCAUCAGGAAACACGACCCCCCGACCAGCAGCAUCCCCUGCCUGCACUAUAAGAAGAUGAAGGAUCAGGAGGAGCGGGAGCACAACGGGGAGGUGACCCCCGUCUCCGAGAAGUCCCCCGCCAAGCCGGCCGAGAGCAUGGAGGUGAACGGGGCGGGGGAGGAGCCGGACUCCACGGCCCCCGAGGAGCCGCCCGGCGGGCCCUCGGGCGAGGGGGAGGACCCCGCAGACGGGGUGGGGGGUCCUGGGGAGGAGACGGCGCCGCCUGUAGUGACCCACGCCUGCGAGACAGCCCAGGGCGCUCUGGGACAGGUCAAGGCCAAGGUGGAGGUCUGCAAGGAUGAGUCUGUGGAGAUCGAGGAGUUCCGCGGGUACCUGGAGAAGUGCUUCGACUUCGAGCAGGUGACGGUGAAGAAGUUCCGCACGUGGGCGGAACGCCGGCAGUUCAACAGGGAGAUGAAGCGGAAGCAGGCCGAGUCGGAGAGGCCCAUCCUACCCGCCAAUCAAAAGCUCAUCACACUCUCCGUGCAGGACGCGCCCACUAAGAAAGAGUUUGUCAUCAAUCCAAAUGGGAAAUCGGAAGUGUGUAUACUUCAUGAAUAUAUGCAACGCGUUCUUAAGGUCCGACCGGUUUAUAACUUUUUUGAAUGUGAAAACCCAAGCGAACCCUUUGGAGCUUCGGUCAUAAUCGAUGGAGUCACGUACGGAACUGGAACUGCGAGCAGUAAAAAACUUGCCAAGAAUAAAGCUGCUCGAGCAACACUGGAGAUCCUUAUCCCCGACUUUGUGAAGCAGACCACAGAGGAGAAGCCCAUGGAGGGCGAUGAGCUGGAGUAUUUUAAUCACAUCAGUAUUGAAGACUCGAGGGUUUACGAGCUGACCAACAAGGCUGGUCUGCUGUCGCCAUAUCAGAUUCUUCAUGAGUGCCUUAAGAGAAACCACGGGAUGGGCGACACCAGCAUCAAGUUUGAGGUGAUCCCCGGGAAGAACCAGAAGAGCGAGUACGUCAUGACCUGCGGGAAGCACACCGUGCGGGGGUGGUGUAAGAACAAGCGCGUGGGGAAGCAGCUGGCCUCUCAGAAGAUCCUGCAGAUGCUGCACCCCCACGUGAAGAACUGGGGGUCCCUGCUGCGCAUGUACGGCCGAGAGAGCAAUAAGAUGGUGAAAAAGGAAAAUUCGGAUAAAAGUGUGAUUGAACUUCAGCAGUAUGCCAAAAAGAACAAGCCAAAUCUUCACAUCCUGAACAAACUGCAAGAGGAGAUGAGGAAACUGGCAAAAGAGAGGGAAGAGACCAGGAAGAAGCCAAAAAUGACAAUAAUGGAGUCAGCUCAGCCUGGUAGCGAGCCUCUCUGUACUGUUGAUGUGUAGAGAACUGCAACCAAUCGACACACGGCACUGACCAAUGGUAUCCAUUUUCACUGUCCAAAAGAAAAAAAGGCCACACCCACGUGCUUGAAUAUCGCCUCAUUAUGCAGAGUGUAACGGCAAUACAAACAUGAAUAUUUAGGAGACCUCGUAUCGUAACCCGAGCAGUUACCAAGCUGUUCUUUCUAACGUUUUGGUGUGCAUAUUUUUACACACGUCAAUAGAUAAGAACAGGUUUAAUGCACUAAAAAAAGUAUAGCUUGAACAUGCGAUAUCCUCUAUACAGCACUUUCAGUCCCCCUCCCCCCUACUGACGAGCCACAGCUUUUGCUGAAAAUAACUUAAUUUGAGAUUUUUUUCUUAAUUUCCUUUCCUUCCAGACUUGAGUGGUCUGAGUCGAAAUAUAAAAUAUAACCACGAGUCUGCAGAUGCAAGCAAACAUUCACCUCGUUGGUUUCACUUUGAAUAAUUCAGACUUUGGCAAUAGGCGCUUAAAUCAUCAUUGGAUUUUUCCUUUGUGUUGACCACACUGAUAAAAUAUAGUUUCUGAGUUCCUUCAAAUACAAUAGGUCUCAAAAUUGGUUUUCCGGUAAUUAUAUUGAGUUUAUAGAAACAAAGUGAAGUGAGCUUGUGUAGGUGGUCUUACAGUGUCUUGAGUUCCUGUAGAAUUUCACCCUCCGAGGUACGGCCCUGAAAUUCGGUAGUUCACCGGUGUGCCAGACCUUUUCUGCUGGCUGACAGUGUACAUAGCGUGGACAACGCAUAUUAAAGUAGGAUUUGAAAAUGGAAGCUGUGGAAUAUGAGCUCUUCGGAGCGGCCUGCUAUGGUCUUCAUUCGCACAUUUUAAAACGAAAGGCAUCGUCAGUAACUAUAAGAUUGUCUAUAUUCAAGUGCGUCAUUGAGUUUGCAGAGCAACCAAGUUUAGAUUUUUUUUUUUUUGUUGUUGAAAAGACGAUAUUCCGUACUUAUAUUUACAAGAAAUGCAUAUUUGUGGGGGAAAAAGGGUACUGAAGGGGAAAUUGUCUCGGAUUAAGUGAAAGCUAGUUUUUUGUGUUCUAGAUAAAGAGAAAAAUAUAUAUACAUUAUAGAAUUAUUGAUUGCCUUUUUUGUUCCGGAAAUGCAGGAUGACACAUAUCAGUGGUUGGCUGUAACGCUGAUCGAACAAGCUAAGUCUUGCUUUCCGUAUUUGGCACUGCAGAAAACGCAAGCACAAAGGCUUGAGGUACUGUAGUCUGGGAGAGGGAGAGGGUCUCUACGGAGCGGAUACAAGGGUUCGGUUGGUCACGUCGAUUUAACCUUCUCACUUUUUUUUUUUCUUUCUCUUUAUUGCAUUGAUGGGUAGCUUAUUUAACAUUUAACUUUUUUUCUUUUUUUUCUUUAACUUGGAUUUACUUCUCGUUACAGAGUGGCCAAAAUAUUCUUAGUGUAGACGGAGCUACUUCUGGUACAGCUUUGGUUUAAUUGCAACUUGGGGAAAUGAACACGUCUGGAUGUGGUUUUCUCCGUAACAGGUCACAGGGGGUGUGAAAUGCCUUAGGUUAACCUGCGUCACUAAGGGCUACCUUUGUGAACACAAGGAAAACACGGGUCUAACAGACCUUUAUUUUGGGGGCGGGGGAGAGGGGGCUUCUAUUCGAGGCUGUGUCAGUGGAGAAGCUGCCCAGGCAUAUAUUCGGUGUGGAGUGAAAAAAUGUCAGUAAUAUUGGUAUUCUGUCUGAACUGCCUUUUAGCAUGUGCUGAUUUUAAUCGUCUUAAUGGGACUGUUUGUUUGUCUGUAUACCGUAUGUGUACGUUCGCCAUUUACGUGACAGUCGAUCAUGUGUAUUCAGAUCUAAUCGAGUUUAAAACGUUAAUGUAUUGAAUAUUUGGAGCAAAGUUUUGUUUCUUUUUCCUUUUUCAAAAGGGGCAACUCUACAAAAAUGAAGGUGGUACUCUAUACCUCGAACAAAACAUUUUCACAACACGAAGUCCCAUAGUUCAAGCAGUGUGAACCAAAGCUUAUAUCCAGUCUUAUGCAUUUUUAUAGAAUUACUGUAGGUUGCUGCACAAUAAAUAUAUACAUUAUAUACAGGAAAGAAAGAUGCAAUAACUGCUGGAACAAAUUAACUGCUGUGCACUGUCGGUGUUGUAUUUUGGUGUGUGCGCGUGCUUUUUCCUUGACGUUUACUGCAUUGGUUCUGGCGUUUUGCCACUGCCCACACACACACACACAGCUGCUGUUUUCACAUUUAGAAUGCUUUAAAGAAUGUGCUUUCUGCAUUACAAUUUGGAGAGAUAGUCUUUGUUUUUUUUUGUCUUUUUUUUGUCUUGCGAAAUUGCGUGUUAGUGUGCAAAAGAGGAGCCUUUUAUACUUGUUACAGUUGGACCCGUAACAGUGUGGAAUUCUUAGCUAAAAGGUAAUGCUGCCUAGGAUAUGAAGUGUCUUGUAAUGUGACUUAAGUUCACUGACUUGACUUCGGUGAAAUUUGUUUAUGCAAAUAAACUGUCUUGACAAA
Molecule: messenger RNA, 5336 nt
Organism: Conger conger (European conger)
Lineage: Eukaryota; Metazoa; Chordata; Actinopteri; Anguilliformes; Congridae
Gene: dgcr8
Product: DGCR8 microprocessor complex subunit
Exons: 14
Coding region: 478-2844 (788 amino acids)
Biological process (GO): primary miRNA processing
Cellular component (GO): microprocessor complex
Molecular function (GO): identical protein binding; double-stranded RNA binding; primary miRNA binding
Source: RefSeq, a predicted model, not a curated record